Molecule: messenger RNA, 1120 nt
Organism: Scophthalmus maximus (turbot)
Lineage: Eukaryota; Metazoa; Chordata; Actinopteri; Pleuronectiformes; Scophthalmidae
Gene: mpdu1b
Product: mannose-P-dolichol utilization defect 1b
Exons: 7
Coding region: 47-829 (260 amino acids)
Biological process (GO): oligosaccharide biosynthetic process
Source: RefSeq, a predicted model, not a curated record
AGGACAACAAGCAGAGGAAGAAGCGAGUGAUCGUCAGCGUCAUCCAAUGUUGACUAUGGCGGAUGAACGGCUGGACAGAGCGUCAUCCGGCAUGGACCCUCUCAAGGGGCUUCUCCUGACGUACUUGAUGCCGGAGUCAUGCUACGACGAGUUCUUCCUCAACUUCAACUUCCUGGACGUGCCAUGUCUGAAGAUUGUCCUGAGCAAAGGCCUGGGGUUCGGCAUCAUCCUGGGAUCAGUGAUGGUGAAGCUGCCACAGAUCUUGAAGCUGAUGGGAGCACAGAGUGCUGAGGGGCUGAGCCUCAACUCUGUGCUGUUAGAGCUGCUGGCCAUCACAGGAACCAUGGCGUACAGUAUCGCCAAAGAGUUCCCCUUCAGUGCCUGGGGCGAGGCUCUGUUCCUCAUGCUGCAGACUGUCACCAUUGGCUUCCUCAUUCUGCACUAUGGAGGGAGAACCGGCAGGGGUGUCCUGUUUGUGGUGGUGUACUUUGGGCUGCUGAUCCUCCUGCUGUCUCCCGUCACCCCCAUGUCAGUGGUUACCACCAUGCAGGCCUCGAACAUGCCAGCCAUUAUAAUUGGCAGGUUGAUCCAGGCGGCCACUAACUUCAGUAAUGGACACACUGGUCAGCUGUCUGCGAUCUCCAUCUUCCUGAUGUUUGCUGGAUCCCUCGCUCGCAUCUUCACCUCUCUACAGGAAACCGGAGACUCUCUGAUGGCCCUCACCUACGUUAUCUCCUCUGCCUGUAACGGCAUCAUCACGCUGCAGGUUCUCUACUACUGGAACAGCUCCACAGAGCACAAGAUAGACAAGAGAAAGAAGACAGAGUAGAGCAACUCUCUUUUCUUCACAACGCGAAACAGCAAAUCGACCGUGUGAAGUGCAUGAACAGAGCCCCUGGAAAGUGCUGCUCAUUGAAUCUGCUGGACAAACACUUGACUCUGAAGCAGGGAUGUCAAAUGUAAUAUGCCAAGGAGAUGUAUAUUAUUGUUUUCUAUUGGUUUUGUGUAGGCCCACUGGCUUUAUGAUUGACAGCCAACCGUUUUUUUAGCCCGAGCUGCUGGGUCCAGACUCCCACUGUUAUUACAUUCCUCUAGAUGCAGUAAAGGUUUGGAAACGGUU